AUGGGUGGUGGACAUCAUGAACCUUUCCAGAUCCCUAACUAUUCCAUUUACAAUAAUUACAGGCAGUUUCCUGAACUAGCUGCGCAUGAAAAACGGCUAGCGCAGAUUGGUCUAAAGGACCCAUGGAUCAGGAACUACGUGUACCUCUACGAUCGCGAGUUUCCGCACGUUCGUGGACAAUGGAAUCAUUUUAAAAGGCUAAUUCUUCCUGGAUGGAAAUUGGGCGUUGGUGUUGCAGCGGCCAUGAUUGCGAUCGAAGAAGGAUAUCAAUAUUACAAGCACGGAACAACUUCAUGGGAUGCUCAUCAUUAA
This is a messenger RNA of Necator americanus (New World hookworm), 312 nucleotides long. RefSeq lists its product as uncharacterized. Gene Ontology annotation, cellular component: mitochondrion. Gene Ontology annotation, biological process: electron transport chain. The record is from RefSeq and is a predicted model, not a curated record. The transcript is spliced from 3 exons. Bases 1 to 312 code for a protein of 103 amino acids. NCBI's taxonomy places the organism in Eukaryota, Metazoa, Nematoda, Chromadorea, Rhabditida, Ancylostomatidae.